CUUCUUGCGACCGGUACCCGCGCCAUGAAUUUCCAUACGAAGUAAUUCCAAUAAGAAUAUCAUUUUAUUCACCUCGGUGUUGCACGCUGUGUGUGAUAACCAAUGGUGCCAUUCGUGCCGGUUGCCGCCGUCUUACAGGAGACCUGUGAGGGAGGCGAAACUGCUGAUUGACGCGUUUUCCUCUCAGCCACAAGAUUAUUUUUGGAAUUGUACCCUAGGGUGCUGACUCGUGAGAGCCUUUUCUCUUUUUUCUGCUGUGGUCUUGCCAUUGGAGCCCCAUGGCCACUCGUUUCUUGGGCAGAUAUGUCCGCCUGCUCUGCAGGGGUUCUCCCCAGACCUCGGCUGCCUGCUUGCCUCUAUCGGCCGCUGUUCUGGCUAAAUUGCAGAGGGCUCAGUGUCGGCCAUGGGAGCGGUCAAUGUGUGAGAGACGGGUGCUGCCAAAAGACGACGUAGAUUUCAACAUGCCAACUCGCACUAAGCUGGAUGACAUGUUGGAAAAGGCUGCAGUGCCCGAGGAUGUCCUUCAUGCGUGGGAACAACAUGGAGGAAAUGGUAAUCAAGCCGCACGUACUGUUUUGGCGUGGGCAAAGAUGGUGCAGCGGACACAAGGGAAAUUUCACUCAGAGCUUGUCAAGGACCCAAGGCUGCGGGACAUGAUGGAUUCUAUAAGUCAGCAGAUAUCAACAGUUUGGAACGGCACUCUUGUGUCUGUCUUGCGGGCUCUUUGGGUGAUCGGGGUCCUUAACACCGAUCCGGUAUUGGGAUCCGUCCAAACAGAGGUCCUGUGGCGAAUCCGCCGGUUAAGUUACAAGCAGCUAGGCUUCCUGGUGGAGUGGGGCGCUGGCAGGAAAGCACAGCAAGAUAUGACCAUAGUGACUGCAGCCCUAAAACAACUGGAACUGCGUUGGACUGAAAUCUCUGAUGCCAAAACUGUCAGCGCGCUGAUUUCCAAAGGACAACAUGUGUCACCUGUCUUGAUGGACAGACUAGAGGACAAGGCUUUGGAGCUCGCUGAAGGCUUUUCAGCAGCAGAAAUUUGCAAAGUGUGCGUGUCUUUAGCAGUGCUGGGCCGACGGUCUGUGCCCCUUCUCAGGGCUUUGUCCUACCACCUCCUCCAGAGACCCUCAUCAGAAUUCACCACUCCGCUGAUACUGGAUAUGGCCUUUGCAUAUGGUAAACUGAGUUUCCACCAGUCCCAAGUGUUUCAGCGAAUGGCUUCCGAGUUGCUGCCCAGAGUCUCGGAACUGACCUCCACCGAUGUCACCCGUUUUGCAAAGUCAAUGGGCUUCCUCAAAUGGGUUCACAUCCUGCUUUUUGAGGCCUUUGCAGAACACUACAUGGAGUACUGCAAGAAGUACAGCUGUCUGCAGCUAUGUAACAUACUCAUGACGUUUGCCAGACUGGGUUUCCAGCCUAGUAAAGGAGAAGAGUUCUAUUCCAAGGUUCAUCCCGUGCUGGAGAAUUCCCUCCCAGGCCUUGAGCCUUUCCUUCAGACGGAUGUCGUAUGGUCUUUGUGCGUGUUACAGCAGGCCAGGCCUCAGUAUCUCAUCCCGCUCCUCCAGCAGGAACACGUUGCUAAGCUGUCAGAUGGCAGUUCACUUCGAGUAGGGAAUUACAGACUAAAGCUCCUUCACCUCGCUGCCACAUUGCACUUGGAGCAUCCUGGAUACUCUUCUUCCCACAUGGACCCUCUGCCUUUCCCGGCUAGUACCUCAGUGCUCUCCCCACUGCAGAGCAGCCUGAGAGAGGCUUUGGACACUUUGGUCGAGGGAAAGGCAGAGAUGCAUCGUACAGGUGUCAACACUGUGUACGGAUGGACUAUUGAAUGUGAAAUGGUCGUAGAUAAUGACAACAGGCCCAUUGACUUAUCCCAGCUAAGAGCGCCUCAUCUUCCGACUGGCGGUAGAAAGCAAGCACUACCUGAAGGAGCGCGGCGGAUCGCAUUUGUAGCAUGGGAAUUCCCCAACUUUCUCUCAAAGAGUAAAGACCUUCUGGGACGGUUCACCAUGAUGAAGAGACACUUGCAACUGUCUGGCUUUAUCAUAGUGGAAGUCCCUUAUUACGAGUGGUUGGAGUUGAAGACGGAGCAUCAAAAGUUGGCAUAUUUAAAGGAUAAGAUGGGCAAAGCUGUGGCUGAAGACAUGGCCAAGUAAACUGGCUAGACUUGAUAACAGUUGCAGACUCAACUUAAUUACCCCCCCCCCCACCCCCCCACCCCCCACACACACACACACACACACACACACUCAGACCAUGUUCAUUUGCAGAACUGUGCAGCCUUGCAGAGGAGUGCUCUUGCACCAAACAAGAAAUAUAUAUAUAUACAUAUAUAUAUUUUGACUGUUGUUCCCGUGGCAACAUGUGGGGUUUUCCCUGUUUCCAUAGAGAUGGUGAGCGUGAGUUCUGGAGUCGGAAACCAAGCAGCGAGGACUUCAGUCGUUCUUGUUCCAAAGCUCAAAGUUUAUGCAUCUCUGAGAAAAAAAUGAAUCAAUAUGGAACAUUUGGCUAAGGUGUGCUAUAUAGAAACAUUCAA
Corythoichthys intestinalis (scribbled pipefish) is the source of this 2533-nucleotide messenger RNA. It is a transcript of the gene fastkd4, whose product is annotated as transforming growth factor beta regulator 4. Gene Ontology annotation, molecular function: RNA binding. The record is from RefSeq and is a predicted model, not a curated record. Gene Ontology annotation, biological process: regulation of mitochondrial mRNA stability; mitochondrial RNA processing. The transcript has 11 exons. The coding region runs from base 279 to 2153 and encodes 624 amino acids. NCBI's taxonomy places the organism in Eukaryota, Metazoa, Chordata, Actinopteri, Syngnathiformes, Syngnathidae. Gene Ontology annotation, cellular component: mitochondrial matrix; ribonucleoprotein granule.